Molecule: messenger RNA, 390 nt
Organism: Cetraspora pellucida
Lineage: Eukaryota; Fungi; Glomeromycota; Glomeromycetes; Diversisporales; Gigasporaceae
Source: the annotation of a GenBank genome assembly
AUGGAUAUAUUUCACAAAAGAGACUUUGUUAAAGAUAAGAAAUCAGAUAAUAGAAGCCAAUCUAGAGAGGCUGGUGGUAAAUACAGAAAAAGGUUUGGUAAAGAUUUUGGAAAAGAAAUUAUUGAAAGUUUAAGAAAAUUUAAUGAGUUUGGAAAUACAAGUGAAGUGUCUAGAAUUGUAUGUAAUAAUAGAUGCAGCAAAUCAAAAUCAUUAGAAAUAGAACAAGAAGCUAAGACACUCUUGGAUAAUUAUAUAUAUAAACAACAAAGUGGUUCUAAGGUUAAUUACUUAAGAAAAACCAUGCUCAUGACAGAAGAAUAUAGUGAGCAAGGUAGUUUUCUAGUUUUUUGGCUUGAUGUAUUGUCUUUUGCUGAACUUUUAGCUAUAUAA